AUGGGAAAAGCUGCAAUGGACCGCCCUCCGCCUUCCCGUCAGGCGAACGGGCGCUCUCCGUUGACUCGGACGGCCGGCGCUCCCGACACUCCGCGCGACGCAGCCUGCGCUGUACAGAGGAGAACAGCCCGCGCGCCGUCCGAGUCCUGUCGGAGCCUCGCGAGUUCCCAGGCCUUUGUUGAAGUUAUCGAAGUGUCUAGCCACGAUGAAGAGAGCGCUUCGUUCACUGUCGACACAGAUCUUCGCGGCUCGGCGCAAACGGACCAGUCCGACCAGCCCUUUUCCAACCGCCAGAAACGAACGCGUGCGACGAGCCUCCGCCAGGCGAGAGGAGCCACGUUGCGUACAUCUUACGAGAGGGACGAGAACGACCGAGAGUGCCGAGGCAGCUCGCCUGUCCCUCUACCGAAAGGAAGUGCCCAGCCAUCUACGGCUGUCACGUCAGAUGCGGAGGACUGUCGAGAGGUGCGGACUCCACCUCAGUUCAUUCCUCCAGAUGGGCAUCGGCGGGACGCCACCACGAGCGAGGUCUGCUCCGGGAUGAGCAGCGAACUGUCUCUCGUUUCCCCCUCCAGAGGGAGAAUGCGCCCAGGUUCUCUGGACGGGGGUUGUCCCUCCACGUGUCUGGCGACGGAACAGGGCGUGGCUUCAGCACAAACUCCGUUCGCCGUCGACAGCGAAUGCCCAGGCGCGGGGGUGUCCUCGGAGCUCGCAAGCAAGACGCGCGAUGUGCCAAAGCUCUCCGAAUCUCGCGCAGUGAGGCGUCCGACAGACGAACGCGAUGGGCAGACCUCGGAGAGAAUGCGAACCAGUGGCGAAGCUUCAGUUUUCCCACAAGUGUCAGAAUGCACGUGCUCGACGCUCGCUUUAGAAAACGGCACGGAAGAGCCCGCCGCGGGCGUUUGUCCCCCCUGGAUGUGGAAUUUCACUGCCCCAGUGUACGCGUGUCUUGAGGCGAGCUGCACGUUCAACUCGCACCUCUUUUCUCCUUCCGAGAAACUCGACCUGCGACGCCUGGCGCAUCUGCUUGCGCUUCCCGUCCUGGAGUCGGACGAGAAAGCAGAUCGACGGGAGACUUCUUGUGGUCCCGGUUUAGGCGCCGACGCCGCCGGGGAAUCUGCGCAGACUCGCGGAGAGCCCGGGGCUUCGGAACGGGGGUCGGAUCAAGCUUUGUCUCCCGGGGCGCGCCUCCUUUUCUGUAGAGUUCUGCUUCAGUUUUCCCGGACGCCCCGGAGAGAACUGGACUUCCACAGUUUCCCAGACGGAGGCCAAGACAGAGGCCGUGCUGCGCUGCCGAAAGCUGACGAAACGCAUCCCUCCCGAAAGGCCGCUGCCGGUCGCCUGCCGUCGCCGUGGCUGCGUCUCACGCCGCUGUUGAACAGAAGCAGGCGGGAGGUUGCAGAUCCACACGCUGCUCUGAGCGAACUGCGCGCGUGCGGUUUGUUGACAGUCUGGGACAACACUUGCGGUGUACAUACAGCUGAGGACGAGGCAACGAACGUGAGCGGCCUUCGACGCGGGAUCCUCUCCAGCGCAGAUCCUUUGUCACCGGAGCAAGGCGACACAGUUGAGGGAAGUGAUCUCCAGCAGGCUAAGGCAGCGUCGUCUCGCUCUCUGGUCUGUGCCGAGCGAGGCGACUCCGUGGAAUCUGACGCGUCCUCGCUGGGCCGUCCGAUUGCCCCUCCGUCCCCUCGCAAACAAGCGUCAGACGAAGCCUCCGGGUGCGUGCGAAAACUGGAAAGUGCCAGCGCGUCUUUCCCUGGAUCCUCGGUUCCCAGCGGCCACCGCUUUGCGCUGACGCCUGGUCAAUCAGGUGCACUCGUACCUGGGACUGGAGCGUCCAGUGCAGAGACGAGUUCUGUCUCCAUGCGUCUUGGACGACAGGGCGCGCCGCCUUGCGAUCAGAGGCGAGGCGCCGCUGCCACUCUGAAGGACAGUUUGAUUGCUGCGUUCCACUGUCUAACAGUCCCGGAGCUUCAACGCCUCGUGAUGGAAGUCGAGGCGGCGAUGACCUCCCCGCGCCGUGCUUCGCCUGUCUCUUCCCGCUUCCCUGGUUUCUCCUGCUCGCCGCUGGCAGCGCGUCUCCGGCGCCUGUUGCCAGCGAAUCGCCGGAACGUGGUGCGGUUGAAAGGAGAACAGCGCCUGGGACCUACGUUCAAGCGACGGCCGGAGUGUCUACGUUUUCUCUGCGCGGCUGCGGAGAUGGCUUUCGCUUCCCACCGCAAGACGCAAGGCGAGGACUGCCCGCCCUUCGACGCCUCGAGCUGGGACGCGCUGUUUCCGCGAGCGGCUCCGCGGGGCGGACUCAAGCCAGAGCAGGUGGAACAGCAGCCAGUGAGAAUGAAGAAACUCACGCACUUUUUCAAACUUGCGUCUCCAGCAGCGUCCGAAAACCGCUCCAAAUGGCCCCUCGCACAACCCUCGGCCUCCAAAGACAGACGCGGACAGCCUACACGGUCGCAGGGCGUGACGAAUGGAGCAUCGCCUCGACCUAGCGUGGCAUCAGAGGCAGAAGUGACGAGUUGUCCCGAAGCGCCUUUCGCCCCGUGGGGUGUUCAGACACCUCUCCGUGCUGCGGCAGAGCAGCCGGCGGAGUCCGGCCCGUCGCUCUCUCAAGGCGAGUGCUUCCUCCAGAUGCUGCGCGAAAUGCUUGUGGCCUGUGUAGGACCGCUUGCGGCUUUCCAAGACCAGCAAGUUCUCCGGACGUGGCUGGUGGCUUUUUUCGCGUUCCACGUCGUCCACAGCGCCUUCCUGAAUUUUUUCUCUCGGAGCGCGCCUCCCGCCGCGGUUCUCUGGACAACGCGCGCCCGCCCCGGCCGGCUUCGUGGCGCCUGUCCGAUUUCAGCCGCCGCCCCAGCGAGCGAAAACGCGAGUUCGAGGAGCGACGCUGAGGAAACUGUCUUUGGCUUGACGGCAGCCGCCGUCGCUCCCGCUGUGACGCGCCUCUCGGGACUCGUGACUUACCAGUUGGAGGUGCGGCUGUCUCAGCCGGGACGGCGCCCCGGGGCAGAUCGAGCAGUCGCGGAACUUGGAAGAUCGCCGCGGGAGGACGAGGCAGGAACCGAUAACGAGGAAGAGCGCCCGACGGAUCGACGAAGCGUCGGCACCUUGCAAACGUCUCCAUCCUCGCCGGACCAGCCGGGAGAGAGCGAAGAAGAAAGCCUAUCCUGCGGUGCGGCCCAGCGGGUGCUUGCCUCCGCAUGCGACGCUCCGGCGCCUUCUGCUGCGGCCGCUCCUGCACAAGACAGCGCCUGCGCGGCCGGAGGCGGGAGAGAGCAAACGGAGCCUCUCGGGGCCCGAACUGCGGGCCGGAAUGCCCGCGCGGAACUCUGUGAAGCGUGUGGGGGGUCAGCGGCGGCGAAGAAGCCGAGACAGCUGGUGGCCCCGCCGCUCCGGUGCGUCUGUUGCUGUUGUGAGUACGCGCGCUCUGGCCACGCGAUCUUUCCUUCUCGAGCUGCCGUCUUCGUCUACGCCGCUGCGCUGCUCGACAAGUGGCGACUCGCCGCGCUGCUCUGGGGCGGGCUCGUCUUGCCGGCGCAGGGGGGGGAGGAAAAUCCUGCAGAGGCGGCGGUUCUGGACAUUGUCGAGAGCGCGGCAGAGAAGCUCCGCAUGUACGUGGAAGAAGCGGAAGGCCUACUGUACAGACACCUGCGACGGGACGUGCGACGAGGCGAGCAAACCGCCGCGAUGGACGGCAAGGCAGUGGAACGAGCAGGUGCAAAGGAGAGCCGACAUCGCGGCUCAGAGGGACCGGGCAGUGGCGGGGGGAAAGCGGAGCUUUGUGGGAACCCGGUAACCUCUCAUUUGAGCCUCGGGGACGAAGGGAUGGCGGACUGGACCGAGGACUCUUCGCCCAAUUCGGCGCGUCUGCCGCAGGCGUUGGAGGCGGCCGCUCCGCCGUCCAAACUGUUUCGCUUCACCCCUCACUUUGUGUGGGCAAAGACCAUUUCGCACGGACUGGAACUGGUCGAGCAGACAAAGCGCCAUCACCGCGCCGUUGAGCUGCUGCGACUUCUUCUCCGCUUUCACGGACUGCGCCAGGUUCUGGCCAAGAGUGUUGCCUCCGAGCGCGGCGUUCGCUGGCCGUCGGACUCUCCCUCUCUUCGCGCAGGGACAGCGAGCAGAGACACCCACGAAGGCGAAGACGUGGUUCGCACCACUCCGAGCCGUCCGGAUCUGUCUGCCGGGGGCGAAGCGUUUUGGCGCCGCGUCAGGGAGAGCUGCCGCCACCAGCCUGCUGUCUGUCGAGCUCUGUCCCGGCACGCAGGCCAGUGGUACAACCGCCUGAUGGUUUUGCUCAAGAUCCACCUCAAGCACCCGACGGAGGCCCUCGCGGUCGCCGUCGACUGUCUCCGAGAGCCACGAGGGGCGGUGAGUCUGGCGGAGCGACUGGCGAUGGGGAAACGCGCCACGGCGCUUGCCAAGGCCUUCGCGUAUGCAGCGGAGAAGGCGACACAAACAGGAGAAGAGGGUGGGGCGAGGCGCUGCGGCGGCGCUGCAGCUGGACGCCACGCGCGCAAGAGAGGCCGGGCCGAAGGCGGAGACAGUAACGGGGAGGCGCGUCAAGGACACACAGUCCCCCAGUGUUGGGAAGACGUUCGUCGGCUCGUGGGACGGCCGCGGGAGACCGACGCCGAGUCGGGAGCCUCUGGUCAGCGCCUACAGGGUCUCCAGCAGGAAGGAGACAGCGCGGGCGCCGACCUCGCGGGAGAGUCAGCAAAGCAGAAGACGUCUCGCGUCUCUCGAUCUUGUCGCAGGAGAGGGACAAUCUCGGCAGACGAGACGUCGUCGGACAACGCCGCUCCAGAAAGGAUCGAGAGGUCUCCAGGCGUCUCCGACCCGAAGGCUCAGAGGUCUCGAGCGUCUCGAGGCCCUGAACGGUCGCCAGAAGCCGCUGCGGCUGGUCCUCUUCCCUCGUCGAGGGAGUCGGCAAGUCUCCGUUCCUGGACGCGCUUCUUCCCUCGCGACGUCCACGCGAGGCUGCUGGAGACGGUCGAGCUCCAGAGACUGCUGGAGAAGGAACUGCCGCACAGUGUGGUGUACGCGCGGCCUCUGGAGGCGACUCAGCAAACCGGCAAGAGCAGUGUGUUUUUCGGCUGGGAUGGCCAGCUCCUGAGCGUCGAGGAGCUCUGCAUGCAGCAUUACGCGAUGGCGGGGGACUGGCGCGGAGUCCACGACGAAGGGAGGAGUCUGCGGACGCUGUUCAGGCUCGUGAUGUUCGACGCGAAUCGAAGCCUGGGAGAGGCGGGUGCUUCAGAGGAAGAGACGCGACUGGAAAGGGGGGCGCACAGUGGGCCUUCAACACAAGACGCAGACCGAGAUAGAGCAGAGGCCGAUGGGGCAAGCUCCGAGGCCAAGCGCGCAAGCUCCGAGGCCAAGCGCGAGAGGGGCGGCUUCGAGCUGUCUGCUGACCGACUGAAGCAGGGUGAGGAAGCCGCGGUCGACCGAGAGGACGGGCGGUGCUGGAGGAGACGUGCCCCGAGAGGGACGCGCGACGGCGUCGGAAACGCGGACGCGAAGGCGGAAGGCAGCAUGGAGUCUGCGCGAGACGCCGCGUUCGUGCCGAUUGUCUUCUUGCCGCCCUCAGAGCCCACCGUGCCGUCGUCGAUCUCUCGAGGGAAACUGGAGGGCGGGGACGGAGAGGCGUCGUUUGACGACGUCGCGCUCGCUGGAGGCGUGAACCAGACGCCGACGAGAAAGGCCUGCGAGCGCGAGGGAGACGCGCAAGGCCUCGAAUCGGCAGAGACUCCGUUUUCACUCGAGGAGCCAGCUCUGAAAAGAGCGUUGAAAGUGCAGGAGCACCUCGACCUUUUUGCACAGAUGUCGAGAAGCACAGUCGCCGAGGCAGUAGGUCGCACUGUCCGGCGCCUCUACGGCAUGCGCUUGCCGGGCGUCAGCUGGCGGGGCCCGUGGCAAGAUCUGGAAGAAGCGCCUGGCGGCCCAGCGGAAGGUGGAGACUCGGCGGAGGCGGCGCAGGAUGACCAGACGCGCGGUGCGGAAGCGGAGACAGCGGGUUUCUGCGGGGAACCCGACGAAACGCUCUCAGAGACGCCAGGACAGUUCGUGGCUGGGGAGGGCGAAGGCGGAGAGGGAAAGCAGGAAGAGACGCCGAGCGAGGAAACGCAUGCGGGGGGACCUCGACCCGAUACUCCUGGCCACGAGAAGGCAGCGCCCUUGGAGAAGGUGAAACCUACGGUGGGGCGGAGCCCACCGGAGGCGCCUGGGCCUGCGAGGGAGCACGCCUUGGACGCGAGAUACAGGCGUGGGAUUCAGCGAGAGAGAGCGAAGGAGGCCUGCGCCCGCUUCUUCUCCAUGCUUGCGUACGGCAUCGGGGGCAAAGGUUUGAGCGAAGUGUUUCGUCUCCUCUCCGACGACUUUGCCUACUGGGCAGGCGGCCUCCCUGAUCUGCUUCUCUGGCGGGUGUCGCCUGCAAACGCGCCCGCGGGAACCGUUUGCACUCCGCAGGAGGCAGCCGGAGAAAAGUUAGAGUCCACAAACACGAGAGACGGCGGCGGGCCGAAGGGAGACGAGAAGUUGGGACACCUGGGAGAGAUCUUGUUUGCGGAAGUCAAGGGCCCCCGAGAUCGGCUGUCCGAGAAGCAGAAGUGUUGGCUAGCCCACUUCCUCAGGGCGGGCGUUCCCUGUGAAGUCUGUAAAGUUCUUCCCCCGGUGCAGGCCUCUGAGGAUCUUCUGAGAGCUCCAGCUGCCUCCUCAGUCGCCGGCGAGUGCCUGCGCGGCCCACGCGCGAGGCGCGAGACACGAGCCACACAGGGAGACCGACCGCAUGCGAGCGGGGGUGGCAGUUCCUCAGGCGACGAGGCCAGCGCAUCUGUUUCGUCUGAUCCCGAGAGGCGCAGCGAAGGGGAGACCCACGUCGGAGCGCCUCCAGCAAGUCCCGCGAAGCCGCAAGGUCCGACGAAGAGGACUGCGCCGUGGGGCAAAACCACCGAGAGAGAAGACGGCGAGCCGCGUGGUGUUGUCGACUCGGGAGAGACGCAAACCCGUCAUGGGAGAGAAACGAAGGAGACAAAUCGCGGAACGGUUUCGUGCGAAGCUUCCCGCUUGCCAGGCGAGAGUCAGACCCGCCAGAGCAAGCGUGGGAAGAAAGACUGCUCCUUUUCAGGAACCCGUGGAGGAGCGCAGCAGUCGAGUGUCUCCAAUUCUGAGCUCGACAAGGUGGGCGAGAAACGGGGGAAGAGCGGCGCUCAGAAACAGGUAGCGGGUUCUUUUCAGACGCGGCCCAGGGGGCUGCCGCGGGUUCGAGUGCGCGCCGACUGGGAGGAACACGACGCAGAGAAAGUCGAGGCGCUUUGCCGUCGAACUCGGAAGAAGGUGUUUUGA
Messenger RNA from Neospora caninum, 7341 nucleotides. RefSeq names its product Proteophosphoglycan 5, related. The coding region runs from base 1 to 7341 and encodes 2446 amino acids. Gene Ontology annotation, cellular component: nucleus. Gene Ontology annotation, biological process: interstrand cross-link repair. The transcript has 3 exons. The record is from RefSeq and is a predicted model, not a curated record. Gene Ontology annotation, molecular function: flap-structured DNA binding; 5'-3' exonuclease activity; 5'-flap endonuclease activity. Lineage: Eukaryota; Apicomplexa; Conoidasida; Eucoccidiorida; Sarcocystidae.